Messenger RNA from Saccostrea cuccullata (small rock oyster), 1932 nucleotides. RefSeq lists its product as uncharacterized. Bases 240 to 659 code for a protein of 139 amino acids. The transcript has 3 exons. The record is from RefSeq and is a predicted model, not a curated record. NCBI's taxonomy places the organism in Eukaryota, Metazoa, Mollusca, Bivalvia, Ostreida, Ostreidae.
AACUUAUAGGGGAGUAUAAAAAUAAAUCAUUUCCUGAAUGUUCUUGGGUAUGUCAAAACGAUUGUGGAUUUUUUGGAUACAAUGAAGAAUUGAGGAAAUGUCGUACUCAUCGAAGAAUCUACACGUCACAUAUAUUUGAUGAAAAGGGAUGGAGAUACUAUUCUGACAAUUUUGAAAACCUUGCCCUUGGAAAGGAUAUCUCCUUUAGUUCGAAAGCUCCAUUUUCUCCAUACUCUUCUAUGGAUCCAAGGUGUGUUGUGGAUGGUCUUAUUGGUUUGAAUGAUCAGCUUGUAUUUCACUCUUACUUCGAAUUGUACCCAUGGUUGACGAUUGCUCUUGGACAAAUUUCUAUUGUCAACAACGUUAUUCUUUACAAUAGAAAUGACGGACUUGGUCACUGGCUGCACAGCGUUGAGAUAAGGGUAGGAAUGUCUUCAUCAUGGUCUGAGAUGAAAGUUUGUGGCAGGUUCGAUGGGCCAAGUCAGACAGGACAAAAUCACACAAUAAAGUGUGAAACAGAGCCAGCCUUGUACGGAACGUAUGUCACAGUGAAAAUAGUACGCCCCAACUACAUAACCGUAGAAGAAAGCGCCGAUGCAAGUGGCGGCAAAAAUGCCUUGGUUUUGCAAGAAGUUGUAGUCAAUGGAUAUUAUGCUUGAAAUAUAUGGAACUAAUAUUUUCAUUAAAUUCAUGUUUCAUUUAAUAGAUAUGCAAGUUUUCAACAAAAACAAAGCACAAAUAGUUAUAUUUUUAUCAGAUACAAAAGAGACAUCCAAUCAUACCCGGAGCACUGAAACGACAAUUUUUGACGUUACCCGACGUCAAAUGCUAAAUAUAGAAGUACAUCAUCCUCAUGUUACUUUCCUCAACAAAGUCACCGUUUAACUCAGUACAUUUCUUAUGUCGUUUUAACCAGUCAUGAAAUGUGUACAAAUGUUCAGGUUUCAUACGUAAAAUAAUAUUUUACAAUGCCUGUUUCAUAUCCUGCUAUUUAUCCAACCUAUGUCCGAUUAAAGACGAUUUUAUUUACGGAAAUACGGCAAAGUCAUGAUGACGUUAAGAAAUUCAUUUUUUACAGCACUUCAAUCUCGGAAUGAUGGUUUUCCUUCACGCAUAUCAUUCUGCAAACUGUUUACUUCGUCCGAAAAUAUUAUAUGCCACUUAAAUACUAUAGUGACCGACUUCUUUUACUAUGUUUUGGUCUCUGUAGGUGUUUUUUCGGUGUCAACGCAGAUUUUUAUCACUGUUCACUGCUCCACCUAUUCCGAAAACUCUCUUUUUUGAACGAUUUCGAUCCUGCCUUAAUAAAUUCCAACGCUGAUUGCUCAGCCAUUUUGAGACUUUAAACGUUCAAAUUAUGCGGGUUUGACGUGAUAACUUCUGUCAACCUCAUUAUGUAAAAUUCUUUCAGAUGUCCCAAGAAUUUUUUAAAAUACAAAUGAAAUUUUAAAAAAGUGAUAAAUAUUUUUUAGUUAAAAUUUUGCGGUGCUCCCGACCUCCAUUCCAAGUUUAAUUAUGAAGCCAUAAUUGUAAUUAAACAUUUGAAUGGAAAAAAUUUUUACAUUAUUCAACUCACAUUAAGAAAAAGAUUAGAAAUAUGCCAAUAAUAAAUAUCAAUGACACAACUUUUAUUAAAUUUUUGGCUUGUCCACGAACUUUACGGACAACCCUCGUACUUAUACCCAAAUCGAAUAUUUACUGGAAAGUCGAUAAAUAACACGUUUAUUGUUUCUCUUUCAAGACGGUAUUUCAAUCGUUUGCUCCUCGGAUAAUAUUAAUCCUCUUGUUGAAAAAAUAACUUGCUAUUGUCACUAUUACAAGUGAGAAGGUGAAUGUUAUUAUAUAAAAGUUUGUUAUAUUUUUUAUCGUAAUUGUGACUUUUUAUUAUUUUAUUUCAUAUUUAGAAACGCGUAGAUUACACUUUGUCAAUAA